AUGGAGACCCAGACGUCGUUCUCGCAGGUGGCACUACUCGCGCUACUCGUCGUCGGCGCCAUCACGGGCAUCUAUGUGCUCUUCCAAAACGCCCCUGAAGCUGAGUUCUCCGAGUGCGAGGCCAUUUCCGUAUCCUACGUGAUCCGUGGCGUUCUGCCCACUUGGUUGAAUGGACGCAAUGAUAAAAUGGGCACAGUCCAGGGGCUGUGGCAGUGUGCGAGCCAGUAUCGCGAGCAUCACGCCGCCUUCGUGCUCUCAAGCUUCUGUAUCGUAUAUAUCGCGUUGCAAACGUUUGCCAUCCCCGGCCCCAUCGUGCUGAGCAUCCUAUCGGGAGCUAUGUAUCCAUUCGUGCAGGCUCAGAUUCUGGUAGCUUUCUGUGCCACGACGGGCGCUUCGCUGUGCUUCAUGCUGUCCUACUUCUUGGGCCGCGGCGUCUUCAAUAAAGUGCUAGCUGGGAUGAUCGGCCGCUUCAAAGAGAAGAUCGCCCAAAAUCAAGGCAACCUCUUCUACUACUUGCUAUUUCUGAGGAUCACACCCCUGUUGCCCAAUUGGUUCGUCAAUAUCGCCUGUCCACUUGUGGGCGUCCCCUUCAAGUAUUUCUUCCUGGCCACGUUGGUUGGCUUGGUCCCAGCCAACUUCCUGCACAUUUCGACUGGCGCGACACUCAACAGUGCUGCGGGGGCCUCAGGUGGAAGCAACGCAGUCAGCUUUGCUGUACUCUUCUUGCUGCAGUUUGUGGCACUGUUGCCCACACUGUUUAAGGGCAAGAUCGAGAAGUACGAGAAGGAGGCGUUUGAGAAGAGCAAGAAGACCAAGUAACGUGGUGACCACUGUAGUUGCGAUACCUUGAAAUCGAGAUGUCCUUGUGAUCUUCUCAUUUUUCCCA
Molecule: messenger RNA, 886 nt
Organism: Phytophthora infestans T30-4
Lineage: Eukaryota; Oomycota; Peronosporomycetes; Peronosporales; Peronosporaceae
Product: SNARE associated Golgi protein, putative
Exons: 2
Coding region: 1-819 (272 amino acids)
Source: RefSeq, a predicted model, not a curated record